AUGUCUACGUUCCACAUCGAGAACCGAGCCGUCGGCGAUCCGCACAACUCAGAAGACUGGCGCAUCCGCGGCUACAACCCCCUCACCCCGCCGGACCUGCUGCAGAGCGAGAUCCCGCAGACGGCCAAGUCGCGCGAUACAGUACUCAAGGCGCGCGACGAGGCGGUGGAGAUUGUGCAGGGCAAAGAUGCGCAGAAGAGGCUGCUCGUCGUCAUCGGGCCGUGCUCGAUUCACGACCCGGCCGCCGCGCUCGAGUACUGCGACCGCCUGCUGAAGCUCAAGGAAAAGUACCAGGACGACCUGCUCAUCGUCAUGCGCUCGUACCUCGAGAAGCCGCGCACCACGGUCGGCUGGAAGGGCCUGAUCAACGACCCGGACAUUGACAACAGCUUCAAGAUCAACAAGGGCCUGCGCAUCUCGCGGCAGCUCUUUGCCGACCUGACGGAAAAGGGCAUGCCGCUUGCCAGCGAGAUGCUCGACACCAUCUCGCCCCAGUUCCUCGCCGACAUGUUCAGCGUCGGCGCCAUUGGCGCCAGGACCACUGAGUCACAGCUGCACCGCGAGCUGGCGUCUGGCCUGUCGUUCCCCGUGGGCUUCAAGAACGGCACUGACGGGACGCUGGAUGUGGCGGUUGACGCCAUCGGCUCGGCCAAGCACCCGCACCACUUCCUGUCCGUCACCAAGCCCGGUGUCGUGGCCAUUGUCGGCACCAUCGGCAACGACGACUGCUUCGUCAUCCUGCGCGGCGGCAAAAAGGGCACCAACUACGAUGCCAAGAGCGUGCAGGAGGCGCGCGACAAGCUCGAGGCAAAGGGCAUGAACUCGCGCCUCAUGGUCGACUGCAGCCACGGCAACUCGGAGAAGAACCACAUGAACCAGCCCAAGGUUGCGCGUGCCGUGGCCGAGCAGCUCGAGGCGGGCGAGACGGCCAUCAUGGGCGUCAUGAUUGAGAGCAACAUCAAGGCUGGCACGCAAAAGGUGCCCAAGGAGGGCAAGGCCGGUCUCGUCUACGGCAUGUCCAUCACGGAUGCAUGCAUUGAUUGGGAGACGACCGAGACCGUGCUCGAGGACCUUGCUCAAGCCGUUGCCAAGAGACGGGUGCUUCUCUCUCAAAACGGUACUCAGUAA
Exserohilum turcica Et28A is the source of this 1128-nucleotide messenger RNA. RefSeq lists its product as uncharacterized. The transcript is spliced from 2 exons. Bases 1 to 1128 code for a protein of 375 amino acids. Gene Ontology annotation, molecular function: 3-deoxy-7-phosphoheptulonate synthase activity. The record is from RefSeq and is a predicted model, not a curated record. Lineage: Eukaryota; Fungi; Ascomycota; Dothideomycetes; Pleosporales; Pleosporaceae. Gene Ontology annotation, cellular component: cytoplasm. Gene Ontology annotation, biological process: aromatic amino acid biosynthetic process.